Molecule: messenger RNA, 1327 nt
Organism: Cotesia glomerata
Lineage: Eukaryota; Metazoa; Arthropoda; Insecta; Hymenoptera; Braconidae
Product: degenerin mec-10-like
Exons: 4
Coding region: 390-1160 (256 amino acids)
Biological process (GO): sodium ion transmembrane transport
Cellular component (GO): membrane
Molecular function (GO): ligand-gated sodium channel activity
Source: RefSeq, a predicted model, not a curated record
AUAAAAAUAGUAUGGAUAAAAAGUAAGUACACAACAAUGAUUGUGAUCUUAAAUAAAUAUAACUUUUGGAAUGUUCUUUUAUUCAUAAUGUUUGCAAUGAUAGCUUGAUAAUAAGCUAGAGAAAAAUAAACAUUAUAAAUUAAUUUUCGCAAAAGAUGUUAGCUUGCGUGAAAAAUUGUGUCCUAGCGGGUGGAAAAAAACCAUUGUCGGUAAUAGUGACUGUUAGUUAAUGUCAUCAAGGUCUAGUCUAUCGUCGACGGAAAAAUUUAAAAAAGAUCUUUAUGCAAGUCUGCAUAUAACAAGUACAUAAACUAGUCGAGCUUUCCAUUUUAUUAUCACGCAACUUGUCAAUUCAUUAUGACAUUAAUUGACACCAAAUAUUAUCUUAGAUGAUUAUUCUGUUAUUAUUCUUGCAACUUCUGUCAAUUACCUCUACAACAACACACUGUAUUUACAUUUUUCUUUUUUCUUUUUCAAGCAUUUGUAGUAAUAAUGUGAUUAAAUGCAAAUUUGUGAUCAUUGAUAAAAUGAGUUCAGAGACCUACAUCAGAAAAUUACGUGGCUUUGCUGGUGAAUCCACGGAAAAUGAAUUAUUUACGCUUAAUACAGUGCACUUACAAAAUCCGUACAAAGUCUCACAGCGUUUUGAAGGCUUUAAUAACUCUCGUCUCAAUGCAUUAAAGCUCCGGUCUAAUCUCUUUCCAAAGGUAGAUGAUGUCGACAAAACUAUUCAAGUUCGUAAAAAUACAUGGACUCAGGAUGAUAUUAAAAAUAUUCUGCCAACACAAAAAGAGAAAAUCCAAAUGUGCUUUCGGAAAAUAAAAUUCAAUUCAUUCUUGGAGCAAUAUUGCUCCAAUAGUACUUUACAUGGUCUUCGUUAUCUUGGAGAUUCUCAAGUAUCUGUUAUUGAGAAAUUAUUUUGGAUCUGUGCAUUCAUAUGUGCAUUUCUCAGUGCAGCUUACUUUAUAUUACAUUUAUAUAACAAGUGGCUAUCAUCUCCAAUAAUUAUUUCGAUGAAUCCUGAGCCAGUAUCUUUCGAAGAAUUUCCGUUUCCCUCGGUGACUAUUUGCAAUAUGAAUAAUGCCAAGAAGAGCGAGGCUGAUCGCAUUAAUAAUGGGUAUCAAGCAUUAUUGAUUAGUAAAAUAAUUAACUCAGUAUAAUUUUAAAUAUCCAACUGUUUAUAAUCAAUACUUUAUUUAUUUAGAAAUGAAGAUUUAGACAAACUGUUGUUGGAGGAUAUUUGUAACUCCAGAAAUGAAACCGAGGUUGAUGAAGUUUUUGGAUCAGCAAACUGGACCAAUGUUUUGCGUUUUAUGAUUAAUGUAAU